Messenger RNA from Prorocentrum cordatum, 3246 nucleotides. Lineage: Eukaryota; Dinophyceae; Prorocentrales; Prorocentraceae. The record is from the annotation of a GenBank genome assembly.
GCGCCAGCGGGCUGGUCGUGGGUGCUUGCCGAGGACGCGGGCGGCCUCGCCUACGGCUCCGUGGCGCAGGUCGGCUCGAUCGGUGGCACGCUCCUGGCCGCGCGGGCGGGCCGAAGGGCGACGGUCACCCUCGUCGGGGGAGCUUCCGCCAUGGCUUUCCUCCGUGAGGACUGGCGGCGGGGCGACUUCAUCGACAAGUGGCGGGGCACCGACGCGAGGACCUUGGCGCGCGCGCCGGGCACUCGCCUGGCGCGGAGCUGGCUCGCGGUGACCGAGGCGGCGGUGGAGGUGGCAGACCCCAGUUUUCCCCUGCAGCCGAGGUCCGCGGCGUGGUGCGUGGCGUGGUUGCUGAGGGAGGGCGGGCCUAUCCAGCACCACGAGAGCUGGAAGUCCCGCGAGCGGCUCAGCUCAUCGGACUGGGGCGUCUCAGCGCACCGCGCGCUCUCCACCGUGCUGGAGGACCUCGCCACGCAUGACGAGGUCAAUGUGACGAACCUCCUCGGCGUGGAGCGGAUGCUGAGGAAGAUGCAGCUGAUCGAGCAUAUCUGGGACGAGAAGCAGCGAGAGCAGGAUUCUGGACAACUGGAGCUGCCGGUGGAAGAGGUCUCCGCCUUCAUGGGCGGCACGGGUCUGUCGAGCCGCCCGAGCAGCAUGGCGUGCCCUGCCCUGCUGGACGUCGUCGGGAAGGAGCUCGAGCGCAUCAGUCAGAUCAAGAAGAACGCCCGCAAGCUGCGGGAGGAGGCGAAGGCCGCCGCUGGGCCGAAAGCCAGCGGAGCCAAGGCGGUCGAGGCGCUCAAUGGCCUCGGCGGCGCUGGGGCGCAGGGUGGCUCACCGCCGCGGGCUGGCGCGACGCCCGCGCAGCAGCAGUGCCUGGCGCGAAUCGCGGGCUCCGUCGCCCAGCUGGGUCCCCCGCCAGGCGACCUACAGCCUUUGGCAGCCCUGCAGGAGCUCCAGGCUGCUCUGUCCUACGAUGGCUCGCUAUCGACGAGGGCAGAGGCGAUGGGCGUCUCCUGGCUCUCGCUGCCUCCUCCAGGUAACCACCCUGUGGCGCUGGAGCGGCUCCUGGGCGCCGAGGUGUUCGACCCCGCCCAUCGUGAUAUCUCGUGCAAGGUCUGGCCAAAGGCCGAAGUUCUGCAGCAGAAGCAGCGCGUUGGCUUCGAGAAGCCCUACUCGGACCCCAGCCUUCGAGACCCUCGCCGCUAUGCAGCGCUGGCGAGGCGUCUCCAUGAGGCCAGGGCGGUCGACCUCGUCAGCGACGCCGCCCUGGUGGUCGACGAGGUUGGCCUUUUCAGCGUGGCCAAGAAGAGCGGGAGGCAGCGGCUGGUCGUCGACGCCCGCCCGGCCACCUUCUGGUUCGGCGACCCCGAGGGCGUCCUCCUGGCCACCGUUGCGCUGGCGGUGAUCGAGUUGCCAGACGGCGCCAGCUUGUGGACCGCCUCGGCGGACAUCGCGGACGCCUUCUACAACGCGGAGCUGCCGGACGCCUGGAGGCCGUACGUCGCGCUCCCUCCGCUGGACUCCUGGAGGCUUGGGCGUGAGACCGCCCCCCGGCAGCCUCACCCGCAGCGGCUCUGGCCACGGCUCGCGGUGCUGCCCAUAGGCUGGCCCCGCGCGCUGGCCAUCUGCCAGCGGGUUUCGGAGGCGGCCGCCGACCGCGCAGGGCUGUCGGUGCUGUCCAGGAUCGCGGACCGGCGUACUGGCCCUUGUCUGGGCGCCGGCGCGCACCUCGUGUACGUCGACAACUUCGCGCCCCUCGCCCUCGACGGCGACACUGCCGACCGCCUGAAGGAUGACAUGGUCACCGAGCUGCGCAGCGAGGGCCUCCCGUUGCAUGAGGAGGGGCCUGCCCCGCUCCGCGCGCAGGUGCUGGGCUGGGUGAUCGAUGGCGCGCGGGGAGCAGUCACGCCUUCGCCUCGGAGAGCCUGGAGGAUCAUCCUGGCCGCGCGUGCGCUCCUCGCCAUGCCGAAGGUCUCGGCUCAGCAGGCGCCCGCUGCUGGCUGUUCGGCCGCGCACCGCUUCAUCGCAAAGGCCGGCGAGGCGCCCCGGCCCUGGUGGCCCAGAGCGCGCCGGGAGCUGGUGUGGGCCAUGGGAGUUGUCCCGCUGGCGCACGCCGACCUCCGGGCCCGGUGGUUGGGCCGAGUUCUGUGCGCGGAUGCCUCCGAGUGGGGCCGAGGGGUAUGCGAGCGUGAAAUGAGCGGAGACGUGGUGGAGAGGAUGGGUAGGAUCCAGGAGCGCUGGCGCUUCCGAGACCCCAGUGCCGGGGCGCCGCGGGAGCAGCUCAUCGAGCCCCUCGAGCCCCUGGAGGCCCACGUCUACUCCGAGCCGUCCUCGAGAGGUCACGUCAGCAGCGCGCCGUCGGACAUCCAGGAGCCCAUCGCCCCCGUGGUCAAAGGCAGCCCCCACGUGGAGCCCCGGGAGACCGACUUCGAGCCUCUGGAAUGGGCCGCCCUCGUGGUGGUAGGGGGCGUCACCGCGGCGCUGCGGUGGAUCCCGUCGGACGCGAACCCGGCGGAUCUGCCCCCCCGCCAGGCGCUGAUGAUCGGCGCGCGGCUGCGCUGGGACGCCGUCGCCAGUCUGGCCGCCGCGCGGGAGGCCGGAAAGGCAGGCGAUGGUGUCGGCGCCUCUCGUGACGAUGGCCCCGCGCCAGCCGGCGGCGGGGGGCUCCCGCCAGGCGGCGGCCUCGCAGCGAGGCUUGCGCCAGGCGAGAUGCAGCCGCCUGUCGAGGCCGGCGGAGGCGGGCGCCAAGCGUGCGGGGGAGACCGCGGCGCGGGCGCCCAAGGCAGCCCCCCGGGCCAUGUCCUGAGGACCAUCUCGGUCUCGGCGGUCCCGACGGCCAAGUACGCGCGCCUCUGGGCCGAUCUCGCGGCCUGGAUGACGUCCGUGACCGUGGUCCUCCGCGCCGAGACCGCGGACGACCUGCUGGAGCACUGGAUGGGCCAGCAGCGCGCCAAGGGGUUGCCGAAGGCGCAGGUCUACAACGUGGUGAUCUCAGUCGACCUGCCGUCCUACAGCUCCCUGCCCGACGCUCCGAGCUGGCUCGAGGAGGCGGCGGAGGGCGUGAAGCUGGCGACGCUCACCCCGCGGCUGUGCCAGCUGCGGCGCUCGAGCCCGUCGGUGGAGUUGGCCCGGCAGCUGCGGGCCCUGGCCAGCGCCGAGCUCCGCGGCCGUCGGCAGGCCGACGCGUCGGUUGCGCGCCUCCCCAAGCUCGGCCGCGUCAGCGCGCAGCUGCAGAGGCUGGCGCCCAAG